AUGUCAGGAAUCAUCCACAAGAUCGAGGAGAAGCUCGGCAUGGGCGGCCACAAGGAAGGCGAAAAGCACGACGAGCACAAGGCCGCCGCCGCCUCCCACAAACCCGAGCACGGCCACGGCGAGCACAAGCCCGAGCACAAGGAGGGGUUCGUCGACAAGAUCAAGGACAAGAUCCACGGCGAGGGCGGCGAGCACGGCAAGGACGGCGAGAAGAAGAAGAAGAAGGAGAAGAAGAAGAAGGAAGGCCAUGAACACGGCCACAGCAGCAGCAGCGAUAGCGACAGCGAUUGA
Molecule: messenger RNA, 291 nt
Organism: Striga hermonthica
Lineage: Eukaryota; Viridiplantae; Streptophyta; Magnoliopsida; Lamiales; Orobanchaceae
Source: the annotation of a GenBank genome assembly